This is a messenger RNA of Anopheles coustani, 10029 nucleotides long. Its product is annotated as terminal nucleotidyltransferase 5C. The record is from RefSeq and is a predicted model, not a curated record. The coding region runs from base 1384 to 3348 and encodes 654 amino acids. Gene Ontology annotation, molecular function: RNA binding; poly(A) RNA polymerase activity. Gene Ontology annotation, biological process: mRNA stabilization. The transcript has 3 exons. NCBI's taxonomy places the organism in Eukaryota, Metazoa, Arthropoda, Insecta, Diptera, Culicidae.
CCGUCAGUCAGUAUUUAGUUGUUGUCGAGCGCAAUUGGUUGUGUGUAGAGGGAGCCCGACAGUCGCGUUUCUAUAUCGACAAGUGUGAGGAGAGCUGAAGAAAAAGUGCUGAAGGAAAAUCGACCAUCUGAGAAAGAGUCAUCCGCAGCAUCCACCAGCAUUCGCAGAGCAGCAUAUCUCGCAGCAGCAGCGUCCGCCGCAGAAGCAACCAGUGUGUAUGCAAGUGGUGAAAAUAGAGUGAAAGAGAAAGCAAGCCAAAGGGAGCGAAAUAGCGUUCGAAGAGGUUUGAAGGCGGCUUGCGAGUAAGAGUGACCAAGAUACAGAAAGGGAGAGAAGGAGUAGUACAGUGGAAAAGUGAAAAUCAUCAAAAAGGACAUUUGGAAGUGAUUUUCUCUGGUGCAGCUGAGUGGGAAAUAGCAAAAAGCCCGAAAACCGCUUACCGCAGGAGCACGGAACAGCAUUAAACGCACGUUUCAGAUCUCUGCCGAACGGUAAGAGAAGCAUCCAGCAGCAAGCUGAACCCAGCGCCAGCUCUAACCUAAUCGCUCCACCGGAAGUACUACGGUGCAGUCUGCCGAAAGCUCAACGAGUGAGACAAAAGUGUGACAAAGCGCGAGUUGCGAGUUCCUAAGUCUUGCGUUGAGGCAAGAUUUAUAUAAAACCAAACAAGACAAAGAAAAGAAGAAGAAGAAGAAGAAGAAGAAGAAACAAAACUUCCAUACCACGUGUUUAACAUCCCGACAGCGUUAGGCAAGAAAGCUCGACCGAAACCGAGGGACAAAAAAAGGCGGUAGUGAUUGAAAGAAAAGCAGGAAAACCGACGAAUAAGUAAAACGGGAAAACUAAUUUAGCCCCGGCGUGUGCCCCUGCGUGCGUGCAGUUUGCAGUAUCGCGAUCCGAUCGAAUCAGGUAGUGCAACGAAAGCAACAACUACUGCAGCAGCAACAGUGGUGAUUCCUCCAGUAUCGCUCCCGGGUGGUGUGAGGUUUCCCGGGCCUGUGCGGUGCAAGUACAUCGGGAACGACCAGGAGGCGCCCACAAGAAAGCCCACGCUUGUUUGUGUAAAAAAAAGUAGAAGCGAUACCAUCACCAUCACAAGCACGGUACGAUAAGGCAAGGCAAGUGCUCUGUGCGUUUUCCGGUUGUGUGUGCGAACACCUUGUGCACCGAGCCGUGUACACUUAGCCCCUCGUAGUAGCCCUCCCUAGCGUGUGGUAGUAGUCGGCGGCGUCGUUGUCGUCGUCUUCUUCGUCGCGUGGUGCGUACGUACGUGUGCCAUCAGGAGAGCGGCAGUAGUAGCAGCGCGGCAUCCCUGCCCCAUCCCGCCCCAACCCGGCGCAUCUUACAUUCUUCGUGUGGCGGAUCGACGGAAAAUUGGUUUUCAUGAUAUCUGCUUGGAUAAAUCCUUAUAAUGAGAAGUGCGGAACUUUAAAAGUUCCCGACUCUUACUCCCACCGGAUCAUGGACAGCUAUCAUGUACAGAGCCAGCAGCAGCAUAGCUAUGGCAACGGAAACAACGGCCCGACCACGACGAUCUACACCAGUGCCCAUGGCUACCCGACCGCCACCUUCAACUACGCCACGAUGAGCUACGCGCACUCGGAGGGUGGCUCCGUGUCGCCACCGCCGUCCCCGCGCUCCAACAGCUCCGUCUCGUCGGCCUACUCGUCCUCGUCCUCGACGACCGCCUCCCUGGCCGCCUCGUCCGGCUCAUCCUCGUCCUCGUCCUCGUCGGCCUCGUCCUCGUCGUCGUGCAUUUCGUCGGCCGGCUCGGAGAACGGCGCGUCGUACGAGAACCUGGAUAUCGCCGCCCAGCGCCUGGCGGUGCUGUCGUUCGAGCAGGUGAUGAAGCUGAACGACGUCAUGAACGAGCCGGUGUCGAUACACGGCCGCGGCAACUUCCCGACGCUCGAGGUGAAGCUGAAGGAUCUGGUGAACAUCGUGCGCGAGAAGCUGGAAACCGAGGUGGCCGCCGGUGGCGCCGGGAUGACGGUGAAGGACAUCCGCCUGAACGGUGGCGCUGCUAGUCAUGUGUUGGCGUCCGAGGCGCAGCCAUACAACGAUCUCGAUCUGAUCUUCGCCGUCGACUUCAGCACCAGCCGGAGCUACGAUCGCGUCAAGUCGGCCGUCCUGUCCUCGCUGCUCGACCUGAUGCCGGAGGGUGUGGUCAAGCGCAAGAUCACGCAGUGCUCGCUGAAGGAGGCGUACGUCGGCAAGAUGGUGAAGGUGAACAGCGACGGUGAUCGCUGGAGUCUCAUCUCGCUUGGCAACUCGCCGGGCCACAAGAACGUCGAGCUGAAGUUCGUCGACACGAUGCGCCGCCAGUUCGAGUUCAGCGUCGAUUCGUUCCAGAUCGUGCUCGACUCGCUGCUGCUGUUCUACGACUGCGCCGAGAUGCCGAUGAUCACCGAGAACUUCUACCCGACCGUGGUCGGCGAGUCGGUGUACGGCGACUUCCAGGAGGCGCUGUACCAUCUGCAGAAGAAGCUGAUCUCCACCCGGCAACCGGAGGAGAUCCGGGGCGGCGGCCUGCUGAAGUACUGCAAUCUGCUCGUGCGAAACUACAUCCCGGUCGACACGCAGCGCAUCAAGACCCUCGAGCGGUACAUGUGCUCCCGGUUCUUCAUCGACUUCCCCGACAUCGUGCAGCAGCGCAGCAAGCUGGAGUCCUACCUGAAGAACCACUUCUUCGACGAGGGCGAGGAGCAUCUCCAGUACCAGUACCUGAUGCAUUUAUUCGACGUCGUCGAGCAGUCGACCGUGUGCCUGAUGGGCCACGAGCGUCGCCAGACGCUCAUGCUGAUCGAGUCCCUUGCCAUGGAGAUCCUAUACCGCGACCAGCAACAGCAACAGCAACAGCAGCAGCAGCAGCAACAGCAACACACGACCGGUCUCAUCACUACGGCCCAGGUGGCCAACGGCAGUGCUACACCGACGGGGACCACGACACUGCAGCUGCAGACACAAAUGUCCCAUCUCUCGCUGUCCCCCCAGCAGCUCUCCCCCCAGUCGCCCUCGAUGCUGGCCCAUCACCACCAACAUCCGCAGGCGCACUCGCCCAACACACACCACCACAACACCACUCACCAUCAGUCGCAGCAGUCGCAGGCGUCGUCACAGUCACAGCAGUGUCAGCAGCAGCAGCAAGUACAAUCGCAGGUGCAGCAGCAAACGCAACAGCAGCAGCAGCAGCAGCAGCAGCAAUCCCAACAGCAGACGGCUACCAUCACCCAAACGCAGGCCAUCACCCUGACGCCGCAGCCGGGUCUGCUCUAUGCCAACGGAAUCUACUACGCCCCGAUCAUUCCCUACACCCAGUGCACCUGCAACAGCUGGAUAGCGACGUGAUUGGUGAGCACCCUGCCGGUGGGAGGCGCCGGUGGUACUAGUAUCAUCAGCAUCGCAAGCCCCGACUCAACCCCGACCGGAGCCAACCCGAACUUUGCCGCCGACCCGUCGUCAUCAUCCCUGUCAUCAACAACACCAACGCCACCGCCACCAUCAACAACAACACCCUGCUGCAGCAACGCCGCAGUAGUGCAACAGUGUCCUUUCUUCUCCGUCACCAACACCACCACCACCACCACCACCACCACCACCAGUUCGACGUCAUCGAGAGCCGGAGCGCCAUCCGCAGUGUCUCCUGCUUCCGUCGAGUCGUUGGGAGUUGGAAAGUUCAUACGACGAUCUCAUCCUCCCCCAGCAGCACCACCCUCUACAGCGUUACUACAGACGGUGGAACUUCUACAGGCGUCACCACCGGGCGGAGUUUCAACCGUGUGCGCCUACGCCCCGUCGGACUACUAUUACUACUACACCUGUCCCGCUGAGGCUGAGUGCAACUUCGUUCCCUCGUCGAUGCCGUCUUCCGAGCGAUGAUCGAUAGCGUAAGUGUUAUGCUGCGAAUCAACACACAUACACAAACACCCACACUAACAUACGAACCGAGCCAACAACAAAAAAAAACACAAAACCCCUUGCGUUAGUAUACAGCAAAUAUUUAGUACAAGCGUGUACUAAAACAAACAGAGAAAAAACCAACUCAACCAGUGCUCGUAGCGUUCUCGACUAAUAAGGGUACAGUUAAAUUGCGCGCACGAAACAUAGCACAGCGGUGUGUAAACACGGUUUUAAUAUGCACGAAAUGCGUGGCGCGUGCCAAUGCAUUGAGAACAGCUGAUCGAGCUUCACUCGUUUAAUGUUGUCGAUCAAAAAUCGAUCAAUGCAUCCGCUAAAGGAAGGUAUGUUUUACCGAAGAGAAACAAAAGAGACAAACAAGCAUACAAACAAACAAACAAACAAACAAACAAACAAACAAACAAGAUCAAGUGCAACGUCACUGUUAUGCAAGCGAGAACAGGAUGAGUACUAACAAGGAUAAACAAAGCGUACUAACUACGAGUGCAUACUAAUAGCGUGGCGUUCACGAUCGUAGACAGCGAACAAACUCAAGACUUGUUAAGAGAGUGGAACGGGAGAGCAAAUAGGAAAUUUUAUUUUUCGUUGCGAAACGUGUCGAAAUAAACAUUUGUUGAAGUAUUUGCCAAAGCGCAAGAGCAUGUCUAGUAUACCUUCCUGAGGUAAGAGAGUGUGCGGUGUGCAAAAACACAAACACGUCGCGUUAUCACGGGAGGGGUUUUUAACCGUUCGCAUUUUAUUUGUAAGCACUUCAAAACGGCCCCCGUUUUGGGAUUCACUCGUUUUCAAGAUGUGUUGAAAGUGGAACACUUUUCCUUUUUAAUUCAGACUUUCUGUUCGCUGACACGGCCUUCAAGGCCAAUGUCAUUUACCCAUGUUUGUUGUAUGUUCAAUUUUCGAAACCGGAUUUUCAGUUUUUGAAGAUCGUUCAUUUCUCUUUCGUCUUACUGCUAAACCGCUGUUCGCGGGGGCGCACGACGAUCAGCUGUGAUUUUUGCGACGGUGACGAAGAAAAACAUGCGACAGACACAUUGUCAGGCAAUCAAACUCUUGGAACUUUGCAUCCACUUAACGAAAACAAGCAAUUUAUCCCAGCAAAGGGGGGCGGCGAUAAGGGAGGCACAUGCUCGGGAACGUGUUCAUUCGGUGUAAUGGGGGAAAAAAAACGGGAAAACUAGUGGCGGUUGAUUAUUGGUUGUCUUUUUAAAACAAACAAACCCUCCCCCUCCAAUCAACUUUUAGGCCAUAGUUGUAGCAGUAGUUGACCCCUUCAUGUCAUGUGGAGUAAGACGGUUGGCGGCCAGAACGAUCCUUAGAUCCAUGUGCCAUUCCCUUUCUUCUAGCUCUCCUCCGUAGCAGCAAGUCGAGUAAAAAUAAAAAAGACGCUAUGUUGAGCGCUAUAACUAUCAAGCGUUGCGAAAAAAAAAGCUCACCACGUAUCAAGAAGGGAAUGUUCCCGAGUUCCGUCAACGCAAUUGCAUGUACUUAGAGAAUGUUUUAUCCGCCCCGAUCAGAGCAAAACCGUGAAACGCUACGCGAGGUACUUGAACAAAAACGCAAACACGAAGAAAUCAACUACCGAAUUUUUAAACCGUUCCCGAUGAAUCUAUUUAGCACACACAACCGUAAAGCUAUCUUAAACGGAAAUUAAUUAAAAAAAACACACACGGAAAGGAAAACAAAACCUGUAAAUAAUUGUAAAACUUGUAUCGAAGACUGUUGUUUAAGUAAGCACGCUAGGCAAGGCGAAGAAUCAAAAAGGACACAGCACUAAGGGAGGGGGGGUGAAAAAAAGGGUGGCUCGAUGAAGUAGAGGACGUUUGACAAACAAGAAUGUUUGCAGUUCAUGCUGCGUGAAGAGGAGGAUGAUUCAUCGAUAAUGAUGAAGAAUGGUACAUUUAAAGUUCAAACUAUUAUGAACCACCAGGAUCUCAAAAAAAUUAUAAAAAAAAGAAUAAACUACGGAAGAGAGAGAGAAAAUGAUCCACGUGCGUGGUUACCAUUUCAAAGACGCUAACCGUGGAUUUUGGACUUGCCGGUGGGGCAGGAAACUAUUUACAUACACAUAUAUUUACCCGCUGGGGGGGCGAGCCACUCAGAUCUAUGCUAAUGCGACGCGAACCGUCGUUCCCGAUCUAUAUUUGACAGCAGCCCCGAUCCUUUUGCCCCGAGAGGAGCGCAAUUAUAAAGAAAAGUAGGCGGUCGAAUCGUCGGACGAAAAAUUUACCAGAAGCACCGAGCACUAAGGGCGAAGCAGGCGAGCACGGAAAAGUGAAGAAAUGUUAGCGAACACACGUGAAUAUACAUACAAACUAGUAAGACAACAUAACAUCAGGACAAGCGAAUGAAGAAAGAAAAUCUAAUUACUGAGACAUGGCUGUGUUUAUUCCUCCUCACAAUUUGUUUUUAAGACACGCCACAUGCCGGCGACCAAUCGUCCGCUGCGGAUGAGGCAAACUGAAGAAGAAAAUGAUAUAAAGAGAGGGGGUGGGGGAAUGAAGGUAAAACCUGAUGCUGUCCUGUGAAUGGGUCACCUGAUUGGGUGGAGAAAAAUGCAUCCUUUAGCGGUGGGUGGCCGAAAAGGUUAUCAAUAGGGGAGUUAACAAACAUAAAGCAUCUUGUGAAACCGUAGGGAAACAUGCACGUGUGUGAGUGUGUGUGUAUGAAAGGGAAGAAAAAGGAUUAAGAAAAACAAGAUAGACUGCUGUGAAGUUGUUUGGUGAUACGGCAUCAGAAGGACACGACACUCACUGUUAAUUCGUAUGCUUUUAAACUGAAUACCAUUUUCCAAUGUUGAUCGACAGCCGAUGGCAAGGGAGGCGCCGUGGUGACCCCCUCACACGGCGGCACAUUGGGAGGGUAUUGGGUGGGGAGGGGCGAGGGCGCAAUGAGAUUUCAGGCAAUGUUUUGCAGGGUGAAUGUUCGUAUUUUAUGACUUACGGGCAGCAGUGGAGCCCGCUUCGCGCAGAUGCAAGUAGAAUAUAUACGAAAGGGAUUGUCCUGUGGCCUAAUUUGCUAAUCGUACUCGAGGAGAAAGCCGCAAAGCGAAACAUGAGAAGAGCACUUGGGAAACGGAAGAAGAAAUAUACAUUUUAAUCGCUCGAGAAAGGACACGAAGAAGAGAGAAAAAUAAAAAAAAACAAAACCCAGAAAAACGGUAAAAGACAACUUAACAAACGAAAAUAGAGAACGCGAGUGGCGAAAGUCCAGCGAGCGGCAACACAAACGCAACUGAUAUUUGUGCUAAACCUCUCGGCCCCACGAGAAGUACUGGUCGACAAGUAGCAGCAGCAAUUAGCAAACUCUUAAAACUUUCCCGUAGCCAUCCCAAGUAACAGUUACAGAAUGAGAACUACAGAUUAAAAGUGAUGAAGUGAUCAAGCAUGGUUAAGAAAUCCACACAACAAAAGUAAAGCUAUAAAAAAAGUCACAUCAUAAUGUCAAACCAUCCUACACGGACGGAAAGCAUAAGCACUGCAAACAAAAUAGAGCAAAACAAACAAGCCAACAAACCACACAAGAAAAUAAAAAAAGAAAGUCCAAUAAAAAACAUACGUUGAUUAUGCAACAUACGAUUUAAUCAAUCAUCUUCUACGGCGCCAUAAACGAUGCGCUAGUAUAAAUCAAUGUCUUGCCAAAUUAGGUAAACACGACACAUUUGACGCACCGCUCAGUGUGGCCUCGGAAAACGCGGAAAAUGAUUUUUAAUCACAUUUUUCUCUGCUGGUAAGACUAGGUAUUUUCGACGAAAACGGAGAGGGAAGGAAAAACCAAAAAACCAAAAAACAAAUCACUGCAAAAAGCGAACCUGAAUCGUCUUCUUGUCCACGUGCUUUUUCAUGCGUGUGUUUAUUUUUGAUCGAGUUAUGAAAAUGAAAUUCUGAACUGACAAACACACACACACACUGAAUAUGGCUCUGCCUGAACGUGCCGUCAAUUUACCACAAUUUGUUAAGUUGAAGAACCAUGUUGUUUAUUGCUGGUUUUUAAAACACAGUGACACGUGCGAAACACAAAACACUAAUGCAUACCGUUGGCCACCAUCUCUCGGAUCCAUCUUUGUCCAUCUGUGUGUCCCUUCGACCUCCAACUCUACUUCAAUAUUUUAUGUGAUGGAAAAAGGGGUUUACUAGGAGAAAACCCUUAUGAAACUGGGUUGUGUUAGAAACGAACGCAAAUCGUUAAAAAUAUUCAGAGCGGUCUAGUAUGGAUUACGGAGUGGUGUUGUGAUAGUUCCCGACAGGAAACUAUGCUGAUGCUCCCUCCGAGCUUUUCGUCUUCUCGGGCGAAUUUGUUUCACUUCGAAUUGCGAUAAUCAAAACCCCAACGACCAAUCGAUGGUAUCCCUCCAACGCGCACCAAACGCUGCGAGAACUUCAACCUAAAUUACUGACUCAACAAGAAACAUUUGCUUCGGAAUGGCAUGUUGGGUUGCCCUUUGGGCUCCAUUUGCCAACAUGCCGCGUUCGAAUGCUUUGGUGGUGCCAUGUUGUACGCAAUGCAAUCGAGGUCGCUUUUAAGACGACCAUGUGUAAAACAAAACGGUAGAGAAAAAAAAAACAGGCGCGAUGAAGAAAUACUACGGCCAUUAGAUGGGCCAAGGGAAGGGGCUGCAGAAAAUUAAAGCAUGUGUCAGGCACACACACACACACGAACACACAAACACCACACAUUUAGCAUUCCUUUGGUUCUUUAGUUUGUAAUGUCGGCCACCUUUCGAAGCAACGGCUCGGACGUUUGGAUUGUUUGUAAGCAGUCCCAAAAUCAUCCCGCAUAACGAUGCGGGAACGUAAAAGAACCAUACUAAGCAAAGAACGGACAUGAAAAGAGCACUGAUAAAGCCACACCGGCAAGCAUGGCAGGAACACGAGACAAGGUGGAAAGUCUAGCGGGCAAGUUUCAGACCAGUUGAACAAAAGAAAAAGCUUGAGUAAAACACAAAUACUGAUCGAUUCGAAUUCGGAUCCUACAAAUUUACGUUUCUACCUACGGUGCCGAUGAGGCAAACGUAGCAAGCGGGCGAAACACGUAGCAAGGAAACACACACAAAAAAACACAAAAAUGAAUUUAAACAAACAAACAAACAAACAACGCUCCCUUGAACGGGCAAAGACAUUGAUCGUGUCAGAUUUCUGUCAGCAAGUUUAACCUAAUGUGAAACAAAACAACAUUUAAAAACGUAAAAAAAACCACAAAAAACAUAAUAUAUACAUAUUUACAUAUUGUGAAAAGCAAGAAAAAAAGUACAUUCAAAAACUGUGUGAAAAUGUGAAAAAAAUACAAAAACUUGUGAAGUUAUUACAAACUAGAACAGUUAGCUAAGUAGUAGUAACGUAAGGUGUAUAGCAUCCGUAUUGCGAUUUAUAGGGCACGCGUUAUGAUUAUAUACAUAUAUAGAUUUUUUUUCUCUUUUUGUUGGAUCGGAUCGCGGAAUCUGGUACGUUUUAUGUUAUUUUUGUUUUUUUUUUGUUUCCCUCGUCUCCAGUCCAGCCUUCUCCUAUCUUCGAUUUCUCCCCCUUCCGAGGUGGAUCGAUUGGGGGGCGCUAACUGAACGAUAACGGCAAAUGGAAAGGAAAAACACUGAUAAACUGAUCCCAUUGGCGAAAUGAGGAUUAAGUAAACGAUGUAAACACACAAAAACAAAGCCCAAUAUCCCACAUACGAACCGAUGAGAGAGAGAGAGAAAGAGAGAUAGAGAGAGAUAUAUAGAGAGAGAAAGAUGGGGAGAGAGAGAGAGAGAUAGAGAGAGAAAGAGAAAGGGGUUGCAAGGGGUGAACACACAAAAAAACAUGCAAAACGUCUCUGUUUGAACUGUAAAUUGUGAACGCGUGCUGUAAACGUAAUAUUGAUGCAAUAUUGUAUCGUAUGUGUGACAGUUUCAUUUCUCUUCCGAUAGAGAACGACCGAAUUCAGGAUGCAGGAUGCGAAAGGUGGAUAACCGUUUGGAAAAGAGGACACUUGUGGGAAGGUGUUUGUAGGAGAGAAAUAUCGCUCCGACCAGAUCGGUUUUGCUAGUGGUUACAAAAAAAGAAAAGAUGCAAGAUAAGCGAUUUGUUGAAUUGAUUUUAGAAUCUUUUUCAAUGUAAGUUCCCGAGCGUACUCUACUACCCG